CCCGGAAGGCGGCGGUCAGGUGUGCGCCGGGCGUCCCGGGCUCGAGGGGAGCGCGUGCCGUCUCGCUGUUCCCCGAGAUGUAAAGGGGCGCAAAAAGCUCUCGCGCUGUCGUCCCCGAAGACCACUGGAGUCCAUUGUAGGGAGCCUGGAAGAACCUCCAUAGGGCUGCUAACACUGAUGAGAGAUCUUUUAUGCCAAGAUCGUUGCUAUUUGAACAGACCACACCAUGCGUGAGUACAAGCUAGUGGUCCUUGGUUCAGGAGGUGUGGGGAAGUCCGCUUUGACUGUACAGUUCGUUCAGGGAAUUUUUGUUGAAAAAUAUGACCCAACAAUAGAAGAUUCUUACAGAAAGCAAGUGGAAGUAGACUGUCAACAGUGUAUGCUUGAAAUCCUCGAUACAGCAGGGACAGAGCAAUUUACAGCAAUGAGGGAUCUCUAUAUGAAGAACGGUCAAGGGUUUGCACUAGUAUAUUCCAUUACAGCACAGUCCACGUUUAACGACUUACAGGACCUGCGGGAACAGAUUUUACGGGUUAAGGACACUGAAGAUGUUCCAAUGAUUCUGGUUGGCAAUAAAUGUGACCUGGAGGAAGAGCGUGUAGUCGGCAAAGAACAGGGUCAAAACUUAGCAAGACAGUGGUGUAACUGUGCCUUUCUAGAAUCGUCUGCAAAGUCUAAAAUCAACGUUAAUGAGAUCUUUUAUGACCUGGUCAGACAGAUAAAUAGAAAAACACCAGUGGAAAAGAAGAAGCCUAAAAAGAAAUCAUGUCUGCUGCUUUAGAUUCCCAUCACGCAGCAGCUCUGAGCCAGAUUGCAGGAAUGAAGAACUGUUGCCUAAAUGGAAAGUGCCAGCAUUCCCGACUUCAAAACCUUACAGAAGUUAAUAACAUAUCUGAAGAAGCUUCUCCUGUUUUUAUAUACUAUGAGAAGAAUUUAGAUCUUAAAAUGGUUUGCACACCGUCCCUGGAAAAAGAUAUUGCUCUGUGUAUAUCUCUUGGAAAUUUAAGACAAUAGUACUCCUCCUUUGCAAUAGCAGUUAACAGAUGUGAAAAUAAAUAUCAUUGACUCUAGCGUAUGAUUAUACAAAGGAGCAUGGAUGCAUUUCAAAUGUUAGAUAUUGCUACUAUGAUUAAAAUUUCAUAUUGACCCUUUUAUCAUAAUUUCUCCCCAUCAAGCACUAAAAAUGUUCCACCAUUAUAUUUUAUAUCUAUAACUAUAGAUAUAUAUUAUCUGAAAUUUCCCUUGGAACUCACUGCAACAAAUAACUUUUUGAGUCAUUGACUUCAUUUUAUAUUUAAAAGUUAUGGAAUAUCAUUAUUUUCAUUCUGCCAUUAUAUUCUAAUUAAAAAUGUUUGUGCAUAAUGCUUUGGAAAAAUGGGUCUUUUAUAGGAAAAAACUGGGAUAACUGAUUUCUAUGGCUUUAAAAGCAAAAAUAUAUAAUAUACUAAACCAACUCUAAUAUUGCUUCUUGUGUUUUACUGUCACAGAUUAAAUUACAGCUUUUAUGAAUGAUUAAAUUUUAGUACAUUUUCA
Molecule: messenger RNA, 1533 nt
Organism: Gavia stellata (red-throated loon)
Lineage: Eukaryota; Metazoa; Chordata; Aves; Gaviiformes; Gaviidae
Gene: RAP1A
Product: RAP1A, member of RAS oncogene family
Exons: 10
Coding region: 227-781 (184 amino acids)
Biological process (GO): negative regulation of synaptic vesicle exocytosis; Rap protein signal transduction; cellular response to cAMP
Cellular component (GO): plasma membrane
Molecular function (GO): GDP binding; GTPase activity; GTP binding
Source: RefSeq, a predicted model, not a curated record